UUUUUUUUUUUUUUUUGGAGAGCUUGCAAUCAUUCUGUGCUGAGAGGAAAGCAAGAGGCAACUGAGAUGUAGUGGAAGGAGCCUCGAAUGCUAAAUUGUAGUCUUGGACUUCUUUUGAACAAAUCACUUUUCUCAGUUGAUCUGGACCUCUGUUUCUUUGUGUAGGAAAUGGGAUAAUUAUGUUUUCCUUACAAAUUUAAUGUAAAUGUUUAAAUUUCCUUACAAGUUUAAAUUAAAGACCGUGGUGGCACACGCCUUUGAUCCCAUCUGAGGCAAACAAAUCUCUGAAUUUGAGGCCAACCUGGUCUACAGAGCCAGUUCCAGGACAGCCAGAAAAAUCCUACCUCAAAAAACAAACCAACCAAACAAACAAACAAAAAAUCAAAUUUAAUGUAAGGAUUUAGUACAACAAGCUGAGAGUCUAGGAAUGGCCUUUAUGAACUACAAGAUUUACUUCACAAAUGCUUGUGCUUAUGAAAAGGAGAGGAUUCAUUUGAUGAAAUAUGAUUGUCAAAAAUCUAUUUUACUACAUUUCAUUUAUGUGCACUAUGGGGUGUGGUACAAGGAAGUUCAAGGACAACUUGCUAAGCACCAGUCCUCUCCUUCCACAAUAUGGCUUCAGGAACUCAAAUUCAGGUCCCCAGACUUGACAGCAAACACCUCUACCCAUUAAGCCAUCUUGCCUGCACUGUUUUAGUCUUUGAGACAAGGUUCCACUCUGUAGUCCAAGCUAACCUGGAACUGGCACAUAGACCAGGAUGCCUCAAAUUUGUAGCAUCAUUCUACCUACACCUUCCAAGUACUGGGAUUACAGACACGUGUAUAACAAUGAUUUUUUUUUUUUACAAAUUUAAUGUGAGGAUUUAAUAUAACAAGGCAGAGACAGACCGAUCUUUGAUUUCAAGGCCAGCCUGGUCUACAAAGCAAGUUCCAGGACUACACAGGGCUACACAGAGAAACCUUAUCUUGAAAAACCAAAACCAACCUAAGAAACAAAGAAACAAACACCCAAGAGUUAGAGAAGAAAGAUGUGAGUAUGGUGGGUCUCACCUGUAAUUUUAGCACUCUAGGGGUAGAGGCAAGAGUAUGGGAUUUGAGGCAAGCCUCAGCUAUGUAGUGCAUUGGAAGCCAGCCGGGGCUGUAGGAUGUUGUCUCAGAACAAAGAUUUGGAGACACAAAUGCUCAACCUCACUGUUAAAUUUGAGUGCAAAUUUCUAGGAGGACAAUUUUGAGAUCUACAGAUUCUCUAGCUCAGUAAUGCUACUAAGAGGCAUUUAUUAUGCACAUAUACAAAAAGUGUAAGAAUGUUACUGAGCCACUGGGAUAUUAGAAACAGAAAUCUGGAAAUCACAUGGCCAUAUAAAUUAUGGGAUGUCCAUAGAACACUGCACUCUAGGUACCAACUUGUGUAUUAGUCAGAGUUCUCCAGAGUCCCAGUCCCCUGGGAUUAAAGGGGUGUACUACCUUGCCUGGGCCUCAGCUUUUCAUGGCCAUUAUGCCUCAAGAUCUUCAUGUCAAGAUACAGGUCAGAAGCCUGUGUCUUCCAACCUCAAGAUCUGGAUCGCAAAUAUGUCCUCCCAUUUCUGCAAUGUGGUUCAUUCCAGAUGUAGUCAAGUUGACAACCAGGAACAGCCAUCACAGCAGAGGUGGGCCCUAUUUUGAAAAAUGAGUCCAAGAAAGAGUCAGGAUUAGAGCCCAGAGCCUGGGAGGGCUGUUACUGCCCAAAUGGAAGUGGAAAAUCAGGAGAGGCCUGUCUCACGGGAAGGGAGGAGAGGCCAGUUUUAAGCUUGUUUACUCUCAGGUACCAACGAGAUGUUUAAAUGGAAUCAUCUAAGUAGGCUUACGAAAGAAGCUGGAAGACUAGAUUAAGUCUUAAGUGGUAUUGAUUUGGGAAUUGCUUUCUGUAGAGUGAGACUACAGGGGCAAGAGAGGAAGGAGUGAAAGAGAGGUGGGAAGAACAGUUACAUGUAAGGAAGGAGAGGAACUGUGCCCUCAAGGAGUUUGUGGGUAGGCUACUAAAAGCAGCUAGUAGAAUUUUUGGAGACCCUCAAGCAGGGGCUCCUUUUGUUACACAAUUGUCUUAUGAGAACACUAACGCAGCUUGGCCACCCGGCCAUAGAAAGCAAAGACAGUAGAAUUGCUCCCCUGGAAUCUGUCCUCACUGCAGGAGGUGUAAUCUUUGGGCCAGGACUCAGGCAGUAUGCUCAGAGUAAGAAAUAUUUAUAUUUGAGUUAAGUUAUAUUUGCAAAGCUCAGACCAGCCUCAGUGAAGCCUGUGUGGUGUUUCUUUUGUCUUGCAAACACUGCCUAUGGAAGUUUUGGGGGUCUAAGCCUCACCUCCAGGGAAUUAUUUUUAAGCCAAAAUAGCAUUAUUGCAGAUCUAUCCAGGUGUCAUUCAAAAUAAAGUUUAAACUCAAGAUUUAUGAAAGGUCAGUGAGGCUGUUGAACUUGUAGCAGCAUUACAAUCUGAUCUGCCUACUCUACUUAGAAUUAUUAUCGAUUUGGAAGGUUGUUUUUUCCUUUGCAUCCUGAUAAUUGUAAAGGGUUUGCUUCUAGUGAGUUUGUAAUCAUUGAAAGGUUUUACCUCGUCUUCAGUUUGCUAUGUCCACCAACAAUAUGUCCGACCCACGAAGUCCCAACAAAGUGCUGAGGUAUCAGCCACCUUCGAGUGAGUGCAACCGGGCUUUGGAUGACCCGAUUCUGGACUACAUGAAUCUUCUCAGCAUGAUUUUCAGCAUGUGCGGCCUCACGCUUAAGCUGAAGUGGUGUGCUUGGGUUGCUGUCUACUGCAGCUUUGCCAACUCUCGGAGCUCGGAGGACACUAAGCAGAUGAUGAGUAGCUUCAUGCUCUCAAUCUCUGCUGUGGUGAUGUCCUAUCUGCAGAAUCCUCAGCCCAUGACGCCUCCCUGGUGAUGCCACCUAGGAGGGUUGGAUCCUGGACUCCAGCCCACCUUCUCUCUGGCCUAGUCUUUGGCUGCCUCCGCCCUCCCUCAGCUGCUAUCCUAAACUUUCCUAAGUGUGGUCUCUGGGCUCCCAGCUGAAUGGAAGGAAGUUGGCCCUUUCUUUGGGACCCUGCUUCUGCUUUGACAGAGAUAAACCUGCAGACUUCCCUUUUACCUUCUCUCCCCCAGCCACUGUUAUGAGAAACACUGUUCAUGUUUCUAUAUAGUCACUUGUUUUCUUAUUGAAACCAGUUGAUAUAAAACUUUCCACUCUGAAAAAAAGAAAGGAAGAAAGAAAGAAAGAGAGAGAGAGAGAGAGAGAGAGAGAGAGAGAGAGAGAGAGAGGAAGGAAGAAAGAAAAAAAGAAAAGGAAGGAAGGAAGGAAGGAAGGAAGGAAGGAAGGAAAAAAGAUUUUACCUCUAGGAAUAACUAAUAGUCUUACAUUAUGUAUAAACAAACAAACAAACAAACAAAUAAAAUUGUCUCUGCUUCAAUACAAGAAGCUAGGACUUUGAAUCGUAUAUUAUUUAUUAUAUGGAGAAUAUUUUAUUAGCUAAUCCCUCUGAAGAAAAAUUUACUACAAACCUUUGCUUUUAUACAAACAAGCUUUAAAGUUUGGGGGAGUAGUUGUAGCUCCAGAAAGAUUCAGAGGCAAUAUCUUUUUCAAUAUUUGGGGCCUCAGUUAUAUCCUAGAAAAGUUGUGGCACAGAAAAUUCAAGAAAGAAAAGAUGAUUUGUUUACUUCAAAUUAUUUUCAAAAGCUUCCAGAAGAUAGUAAUUGGCUAAGACCUCACCUUAAGCUCAACACAGGAGGACUUAAACCUUUGUUGGAUGUUGUCAAGGGGGAUGCAAACUAACAGAUGAGAGACAUAUAGCUUGUGUAAUCAAUUGUUAGCUGUUUAUUUUAGUUAUUGCUACUCAAUGUGCUCACAGCAAUUCUUUGGCAAAAGAGAUUAAUGUGGACUCAUCUUUCCUCAUCCCCAAGUAAAGUUUUAACAUCCUGUUAUAAA
Molecule: messenger RNA, 3950 nt
Organism: Mus musculus (house mouse)
Lineage: Eukaryota; Metazoa; Chordata; Mammalia; Rodentia; Muridae
Product: predicted gene 13770
Exons: 1
Coding region: 2601-2912 (103 amino acids)
Source: RefSeq, a predicted model, not a curated record